GUUAACGGCCAGCUGCCCAGCUGCCACGCGACCGACCGAGCGAGCCGGGUUGUGCCCCGGGUUUCUGCGCGCUUUCUCCCCGGUGGUUCUCUCCUGAGCUCGGCGACAGCAGAAGGUUGUCUCCAAACCAGCGUCGGACACUCGGCGCUCGGGGCGCACGCCGCCGCCAGCAGCAGCAGCAGCAGCAGUAGCAGAAAUUCGGCGGGGACCAUGCCAGGCUCCAUGCCCAUCACGGAGCGACCACCUGCGCCAGGUGACAGCGGGCUUCGCCCGGCCGCCGUCGAGAAGGCGGCGAUGUCCGGCGCGGGUUCGGUGCUGCAGCAGGCGGGCAUCAUCGACCCAUCGGUUCCUAUCCGAGAUAUACAAACCAAAUUUGCCGUUCUCAGCGGACUCAUUCAAGCUGGGGAGGUUAGCAACCGGGAUAUCGUGGAAACGGUGCUCAAUUUGUUGGUGGCCGGCGAGUUCGAUCUGGAGACCAACUUCGUCAUUCAAGAGGCGGACGGCAUCGGCUGCCUGCCGGCUCUGCUGGAGCACUGCGACGUCGCCUGCCAGGCGGAGAUCUGGAGCAUGCUGACCGCCAUGCUGCGCAAGAGUGUGCGCAACCUGCAGAUGAGCACCGAGGUGGGCCUCAUCCAGCGGCUGCUGAUCCGGAUCAGCUCGGUGGACGACAUGAUUGCAGACUUGCUGGUGGACAUGCUGGGCGUGCUGGCCGGCUACAGCAUCACGGUGCGGGAGGUCAAGCUCCUCUUCAGCAUGCUACAGGGGGAAGGCGGCCUGUGGCCCAGGCGCGCCGUCAAGAUGCUGGCCGUGCUCAACCACAUGCCCCGGCGACACGGACCCGACGCCUUUUUCAACUUCCCCGGCCGCAGUGCUGCUGCCAUCGCGUUGCCUCCCAUCGCCAAGUGGCCUUACCAGAACGGCUUCACGUUCAACACCUGGUUCAGGAUGGAUCCUUUGAACAACAUCAACGUGGACAAGGACAAGCCCUAUCUCUACUGGUGAGAAAACAC
This is a messenger RNA of Hippocampus comes (tiger tail seahorse), 1010 nucleotides long. RefSeq names its product neurobeachin-like. The coding region runs from base 211 to 1002 and encodes 263 amino acids. The transcript is spliced from 5 exons. The record is from RefSeq and is a predicted model, not a curated record. Gene Ontology annotation, cellular component: cytosol; membrane. Lineage: Eukaryota; Metazoa; Chordata; Actinopteri; Syngnathiformes; Syngnathidae. Gene Ontology annotation, biological process: intracellular protein localization. Gene Ontology annotation, molecular function: protein kinase binding.